CACGUGAUGCUGAGGAGUUUAAAGGGACACAUGAGACUGGCUCUAAAAAAAGCAAAGAGAAAACUGUUGAACAGCCAAACAUCAGCUCAGUUGGCAUGACAACUGAAAUGGCACAAAAACUGUUUGAACGAAUGAAAACUGUCCUCUCAAACCGUGAACAAAGACAACAGUUCAACUCUGCUGAGGAGUUUUUUCAAUAUUUUGGCACAUCACAGGAAAUGUUUCAGAUAGCACAUUCUCUGCUUACCAAACGGACAAGCAUUGUUCUACAACGGAAACCGCAAGAUGUUUGGAUAAACCAGUACAAUCCAGAUCUACUUCGCUGCUGGCAAGCAAACAUGGACAUUCAGUUUGUUGUGGAUGCAUAUUCAUGUGUGGUGUACAUUAUAUCAUAUGCCCUCAAAAGUGAACGAGAAAUGGGACUGCUGCUUGAUCAGGCUCAAAAAGAGGCCAUGAAUGGAAAUUUGCAAGCCAAGGAGUCAAUGAAAAAAAUAGGCACAGUUUUCUUGCAGAGCCGCCAAGUUUCAGCACAAGAAUGUUGUUACAGAUUAACUGGCCUACCGCUCAAACAGUGUUCACGUGGAACUCAGUUCAUCCCAACUGGUGAACAUCCUGUCAGAAUGAGUGUACCGUUGAGUCAACUUAAACAGCAACAAGACAGCAAUCAGACUGAUGACCAGCAUUUGUGGAUGACAAACAUUGUGGAGCGAUACAAAAACAGACCAAACACACAACCAUUUGUAAACAUGUGCCUUGCAACAUUUGCCUCAGAGUACAGAGUUGUUUACAAAUCACAAAUUCCCAAAGGUGAUAACCAUCAUGUGAUCCAGUUGCAAAAUAACUGUGGGUUUAUUACCAAAAGAGUUAAUGAGGAGAAACCUGCUGUGAUCAGAUAUGCUAGAUUGUCACCAACAAAGCAGCCUGAAGCCUACCACCACAGCAUACUUCAACUAUUUCUGCCCCAUUAUUUGGACUGCCAACUGAAACCUGCACAGUUUGAAACUUACAAAGACUUUUAUGAGCAUGGUGCUGUGAACAAUGAGAACAACACAUUGGAAAAUGUCAAAUCCAUAGUGGAGAGAAACCGUGACCUGUUUGAGAAAGAAGCUGAGCAAAUAGAUGAAGCUGAAAAGAUGCUCAAAGAAAAUGGAGAACUGGAAGAUGCAUGGGCACAGAUAUGUCCUCAAACUGAACUUGAAAGGCUGGAAUGUCAAAAAUUGAAAGAAGCAGACAUAAAUGAAGGAAAUGAUGAACACUGCAGUGAUGCUAACAUCCCAGAUCUACAGCCUAACAGACAAACUGUUUACACAAUAGAGGCUAAUGCAACUCAAAUGACAAGAGCUGAUGCUUUGCAGUUGUUACGAUCUUUAAAUGAGAAACAAUCUGCAAUUUUCUACAAAAUUCGACAGUGGUGUUUGCAGAAAGUCAAUGGUGAGAAUCCUCAGCCCCUAAAAGUAUUCAUUACCGGUGGAGCAGGAACAGGCACAAGCCAUUUGAUCAAGGCUAUUUAUUAUGAGUCAACUAGAAUUCUCAAAAGACUCCAUCCUGAUGAACCAGAUGCCACUACUGUUGUACUAACAGCCCCAACAGGUGUAGCUGCCUACAACAUAAACGCAAACACUAUACAUAAUACCUUUUCAAUUGGAACAGAUCUGUCCCUACCCAUCAAAGAUUUGACAGAAGAGAAGAUCAACUCUUUGCGUGCAAAACUAGGAAACCUUGAAAUAUUAAUCAUUGAUGAAAUAUCCAUGGUUGACCAUUCACUCUUAUCAUAUGUCCAUGGAAGACUGAGACAAAUCAAGCAACCAGGUAACAACACCCCAUUUGCUGAAGUGUGUAUUCUUGCAGUUGGAGACUUUUAUCAGUUGCCCCCAGUCAAAGGUUCUGCUUUGUACAAUGACUUCAAAUACAUAAACCUGUGGGAGGACGAAUUCCAUAUUGCUGAGCUCACUCAAAUAGUCAGACAAAAGGACUCAGACUUUGCUCAUGCCUUGAAUCGCUUACGCACUCAUACAAAGGGCACACCUCUCCAAGACCGUGAUGUUGAAAUGCUCAAAAGUUGUGAGACUGGAGAAGACAACGAUGCUUUACACAUUUAUGCUACAAACAACGAGGUUGAUCAUUAUAACCUGAAAUGCUUAAAUGAGACCUGUGCAGAGCGUGUCACCAUAUCAGCACGUGAUUAUGAGAGAAAUGCUGAAACAGGUAGACUACAGCUAAAAGAUGGCCAUCAUCACAAAGUGUACAAAACUUGUCUCCAGAAAUAUAUCCAUGUAGGAAUAGGAGCUCGUAUCAUGCUGCUGAAAAACAUUGAUGUGUCUGAUGGGCUUGUAAAUGGUGCUUUUGGAACUAUUGCUAACAUGGUGCUUAACGAUCCAGACAUUGAGGGCAAUUACUUCCCAACUUCCAUCCACGUGGCAUUUGAUGACACCAAGGUUGGUCAAAAACAGCGGGCAAAAACACACACCAUUGACCCUGAAGGGAGAACAAUAACCAUCCUGGAACCUGAGGAAGAAAAUGUUACCCGUAAUGGAGGCUUACGCAGACAAUAUCCAAUAAGGUUGGCAUGGGCGUGCACUAUUCACAAAGUACAAGGCUUAACCAUUGACAGAGCGUUUGUGUCUCUCAGCAAGAUUUUUUCACCUGGACAAGCGUAUGUCGCUCUGAGUCGUGUUACGAGUCUAAGUGGCUUAACAGUUAAGGACUUUAAAGAAUCUGCCAUUUAUUGUAAUGCAAAAGAGGCCAGAAACCAUCUCAAGAUUCACCUGGACCCCCUGGACAGACCAUAA
Messenger RNA from Cheilinus undulatus (humphead wrasse), 2789 nucleotides. RefSeq lists its product as uncharacterized. The transcript has 2 exons. Lineage: Eukaryota; Metazoa; Chordata; Actinopteri; Labriformes; Labridae. The coding region runs from base 96 to 2789 and encodes 897 amino acids. Gene Ontology annotation, molecular function: DNA helicase activity. The record is from RefSeq and is a predicted model, not a curated record. Gene Ontology annotation, biological process: telomere maintenance; DNA repair.